GUUUGCUUCCUGAUUUCCUAAUUGACAGCUGAGACGGUGACACCUGACUAUUGAAGGGUGCAAGGUGUGAACCUGCUCAAGCAGGUGCAACUGACAGGUGCUUGCAAAGAUGUCUAAAACCAACAAAUCAAAAUCGGGAUCCCGUUCUUCCCGUUCGAGGUCUGGAUCAAGAUCCCGCUCCCGUUCCUUCUCCAAGUCUCGCUCCCGUUCUCGUUCUGUCUCACGCUCAAGAAAACGCAGGCUUAGUUCUAGAUCCCGUUCAAGAUCCUAUUCUCCAUCUCAUAACAGAGAAAGGAACCAUCCGAGAGUCUAUCAGAACCGGGAUUUCAGAGGUCAUAACAGAGGAUACAGGAGACCGUAUUAUUUUCGAGGCCGGAAUCGAGGAUUUUACCCGUGGGGCCAGUAUAACAGAGGAGGAUAUGGGAAUUACAGGUCAAACUGGCAAAACUAUCGCCAAGCGUAUAGCCCUCGUAGAGGGAGGUCACGCUCUCGUUCACCCAAGAGAAGGUCUCCUUCACCAAGGUCUAGAAGUCAUUCUAGGAAUUCUGAUAAGUCAUCUUCUGAUCGGUCAAGGAGGUCUUCCUCUUCCCGGUCUUCCUCAAAUCAUAGCCGAGUUGAGUCUUCCAAGCGUAAAUCUGGAAAGGAGAAAAAGUCAUCUUCCAAGGAUGCCCGGGCGUCUCAGGCUGCAGGAGAUAAUCAAGGUGAUGAGUCUAAGGAGCAGCCCUUUUCAGGAGCAGCGGCUCAAGACGUCAAGGCGUCUGAGGGGUCGAAACCAUGGCAAGAUGCGGCCACCUAUGGUACAGGCUCGGCGUCGAGAGGAGCUUCUGUGUCCGAGCUCAGCCCGCGGGAACGCAGCCCUGCGUUAAAAAGCCCUCUCCAGUCGGUCGUGGUGAGGCGGCGUUCUCCUCGGCCAAGUCCCUUGCAGAAGUCGAGCCCUCCACUGUCCAGCCCCUCACAGAUGGGCUCUGCUUUACAAAGCAGCAGCUCCUCCUUCCAGGCAGGUUCUCACCAGAGCCCGUUUGACCAUGGCUCGGCAGGCUUGAGCCCAACGAGGAAGAGCCCUGUGUGCAAAAGUCCCACGCCAGUCGGUUCGAUUUACGGUACAUCUCAGAAGGAGGAAACCACAGCUCCUGGAGGAGGAGCCUUCUCCAAAAGGUAUCUGGAAGAGCAGAAGACUGAGAAUGGGAAAGACAAAGAACAGAAAGUAACAAAUGUUGACAAAGAAAAAAAUAAAGAAAAAGGGAAUUUCUCUGAGUUGGGAUCAACAGAUGGAAAGGCAAAAUCUGACUCCUAUGCAUCCAAAGCCGACUCCGAGAAGGGAUACCGUGGCAGCCAGUCGCCCAAGCGCUACAAGUUCCGGGAUGACUUUGACAAGCUAAAGGUCCCGGAGUUCCACAAGGAGAGUCAUUAUGGCAAAGAGGAAGCAGAUGAGCAGGAAAAGAAAGACAAGGCAAAAGUCCGAAAAGAUUCGGAAUUUGAUGAUGAGCCCAAAUUUAUGUCUAAAGUUGUAGCAACUUCAAGUAAAAGUCAAGAAGAGGAGAGGCCAGGAAAAUGGGAAGGGGUGGUGUUCUUGCCACCUGGAAAAGAGAAGCAAAGGAAACCUGAUGAAAUGGAGGAGGAAAGCUAUUCUGAAAGAGCAAAAAAAGAAGAGAGACCAGCAGCCAAGAGAGCUGAGCCAGGUCACAGGGGCUUUGUUCCUGAGAAGAAUUUUAGAGUGACCACUUACAAAUCCAGCCAGGAAAAAAGUUCUUCCCCCCCACUGAGGAAGGCUUCUGAGGUAAAGGAGAAACCAGGCACCAAAGUGGAGGGGCUAGCUCCUGGCAAGUCCUCCUUCUCCAUUACUCGUGAGGCCCAGGUCAAUAUUCGAAUGGAUUCCUUCGAUGAAGAUCUUGCACGUCCAAGUGGCAUAUUGGCUCAGGAGCGCAAGCUGUGUCGUGACCUUGUGCACAGCAACAAAAAAGAGCAAGAAUUUCGUUCGAUUUUCCAUCAUAUUCAGUCUGCUCAGUCUCAGCGAAGUCCGUCCGAACUGUUUGCUCAGCAUAUAGUGACUAUAGUCCAUCAUGUAAGAGAGCAUCACUUUGGGUCGUCGGGAAUGACACUGAAUGAACGCUUUACCAAAUAUCUAAAGAAAGGAAUGGAACAAGACGCAGCUAAGAACAAAAAGAGUCCUGAAAUCCACAGGAGGAUAGAUAUAUCUCCCAGUACUUUUAGAAAACAUGGAUUCUCUCAAGAGGAAACGAAAAGCUCCAGAGAUCCUGGCUUCAAGGCUGAAGGGAAAUAUAAGGACGACCCUGUUGACCUGCGCCUUGAUAUUGAACGCCGUAAAAAACAUAAGGAGAGAGAUCUUAAACGCGAUAAAUCCAGAGAAUCGGUGGACUCGAGAGAUUCAAGUCACUCAAGGGAAAGAUCAACUGAGAAAACGGAGAAAAGUCACAAAGGCUCAAAGAAAAAGAAACACCGAAGGGUGCGCGAGAGAUCCAGAUCCAGUUCAUCGUCUUCGCGGUCCUCUCAUUCUGUCAAAGCGGAGGAGUAUCCUGAGGAGACUGAGGAGAGGGAGGAAAGCACCACAGGCUUUGACAAGUCCCGACUUGGGACUAAAGAAUUCACUGGUCCGAAUGAGAGAGGAAGAGCUAGAGGAACCUUUCAGUUCAGAGCAAGAGGGAGAGGAUGGGGCAGAGGCAACUUCUCAGGCAACAAUAACAGCAACAGCGGUGGCAGCAACGACUUCCAGAAGCGAAGCAGAGAUGAGGAGUGGGAUCCAGAGUACACUCCUAAGAGCAAGAAGUACUACUUGCACGAUGACCGGGAGGGCGAAGGCGCCGACAAGUGGGUGAGCAGAGGCCGUGGCCGGGGUGCUUUCCCCCGGGGAAGAGGCCGCUUCAUGUUCCGGAAGUCGAGCACCAGCCCCAAGUGGGCUCACGACAAAUUCAGCGGAGAAGAAGGAGAAAUCGAAGACGACGAAAGCGGAACGGAAAACAGGGAGGAGAAGGACAACUUGCAGACGACGGCCGAGUAG
Molecule: messenger RNA, 3016 nt
Organism: Tauraco erythrolophus (red-crested turaco)
Lineage: Eukaryota; Metazoa; Chordata; Aves; Musophagiformes; Musophagidae
Source: RefSeq, a predicted model, not a curated record